Molecule: messenger RNA, 5182 nt
Organism: Mastomys coucha (southern multimammate mouse)
Lineage: Eukaryota; Metazoa; Chordata; Mammalia; Rodentia; Muridae
Gene: Nek8
Product: NIMA related kinase 8
Exons: 14
Coding region: 2100-4208 (702 amino acids)
Biological process (GO): protein phosphorylation
Molecular function (GO): protein kinase activity; ATP binding
Source: RefSeq, a predicted model, not a curated record
CGCUCUCGGCAAGGCCUCUGCCCGCCCCUGCCGCCCGCGCCCCCGCCCCGCCCCGCCGCCUGCCCCCGCCCCUCGGGCGCCUCUGCCGCGAGGAGGGCGCGAGCCCGGAGUCCCCCAGGGCCCCGCCCGGAUCCCGCCGACUUCGGGCACGAAUGGACUGUCCCCGCCAUCGCUGCUGAGGCACCCCUGUCUGGCGCCUCCCGACAUCCGAAGGCGUCCUCGGCCGCCCUCGUGCGUACGGCCCCACUAGCCCACUUCCCGACUUUCCCCGCCGCCACCGACUCUUACACCCUGGGCGGGUACUGCGAGAACACUCCUCUCCCAACUCUUUUCGGUGCAGAGCUGGGCGGGACCAUCACGCAGCCCGGGCUGCUAAGCCCUGAUCCUGGGGGCUCCGGAGAGCAGCCUCAGACCAGGGCUCCGCCCAGGACUCCGCCCAGACUCUAUUCCUCUCUUGGACGAGGAUCGACGUGUUUACCUGCCUCUCCCGCGCCCAGCACGAGUGGUGCUUAGGAACUGUUGAGUCACCCACCAUUGCCACAAUCCUCCCCACCAUUCUGGGGCUCCUGGAGCAUAGCGGUUGUCACAGUCCUCCCUCAGACAGUCCCAACCCUCUUCUGGCUCCUUGGAGGCUGGGGCGGGAAAGCCUGCGGAUUUGCCCAGACAGCUGGGGUGACCCUCUCUCCAGGGCAGCGGCCUAGGGUAGUUGCGGCUUCUGGCCACUAGGUGUCAGUCUGUCCUCACUGUGACUCGGGACCAAGCCCGCAUCCACUGGAGAGAGGUAGGCAGUUGUUCUGCAGAGCGGGAUCAGCAGACCGGAAGAAAAGGAGCAGCCCCAGAGGCUGUGCGGGAGUGAAGGGGUGUGUGCUUUCGGGAGGUGGGAGUAGACAACGCGGGCAAACUGUGGGGACUAGGAGAACGGUGUUUCAGCGGGGGGGAGGGGAGCGGCGGGGGACAGAAACCCAAGCUCCAAUACCCAGGCACCUAACCCUUUUGGGUGUUUGUUGCCUUCCCUGAUGGUCCCAGGGUUACACAUUAACUCCUAUAGGUCUCCAGGGUCACUCAAGGCCCAUUCGGUUACUAAGUGAUAGCACGAAGUAAUGUCUGGUGUCAGCCUUUUACCCCCUGCACUCCCCUCUUUGCUAACCGCCAGCCGACUCCGGUCUGAGCCAGUGACCGCAGGUUCCCUCCGCUCAUUCCACGUAGGCUAGUUUGGGGCGGAGCGGGGCGGGGCCAAAAAAUAAACACUCUUCUCUCGCUUUCCUCGCCCAUUCAGAAAUAGAAACAUUAGCGAAGGACCACCUCCCGAAUACUGAAAUUUUAUAACUCCCGUAGAGCAGCAGGCGUCGUGAAGAAGUCAGGGUUUAAUUCAUCCUGGUCGAAACCCUAGCAGCGAUACUAGACAGCCCAUUAUUUCUGGACAGAAGCGUGGACCCCUCUCUGGGUUUUCCUCCACCAAGACGCUAGAAGUUUUGAGUAAAGGACCGAGUUUGCCUACGGCAGCGUUUUGCACGGGUCCUGAGACGCCUAGAGCACGGAGCUCAGUAGCUGGUACAACCAAGAGAUCACGUCAGGUACUCUUCAGGUGCAUCAGUUUGUCCAACUAACUGGGGCUUUCCCGGUCCCUCCCUCGGUUCGGUUUUGGUGGUUUAUCCUUUACGUGCCAAUCAGGGAACCCCUUUAUCUUUCUGAAGUAGUGCCAACUCCUGCUGGACAGCGGGGACUGUAUGGAUCUUCGCUUUCCACUCGCAUUAGACCUUUGGAGGGACAGUCUUGUUUUUGCGGGAUAACAUAAGUGGGCGCCUCAUCGCUCCAGUCUACCUACCUAUGCCCAAGUCACGCGUGGGCAAGGUGGCUGGUACGGUUCUGAGUACUGAAGGACUCGUCAAGAAACCCAGAACUAUUCUCUGAUCCCUCAUUGGGGAAACACGACUUAGCCUCCAGGUUGAGUUAACCGAGAAAGACGCCGGACUUCACAGAGGACCCUGUCUCGCCGGCUCCGCCCAGCAAAAGUUUUGCAGCCAGGGGGAGGAGUUCCCAGAUGGGAGGGUCCGCGCACGCGCCGCAGGGGGAUUCCAGAAGCGUAACUGAGGAAUGAGAUGGAGAAGUACGAGCGGAUCCGAGUGGUGGGAAGAGGUGCCUUCGGGAUUGUGCACCUGUGCCUUCGAAAGGCAGAUCAGAAGCUGGUGAUCAUUAAGCAGAUCCCAGUGGAGCAGAUGACCAAAGAGGAGAGGCAGGCGGCCCAGAACGAGUGCCAGGUGCUGAAGCUGCUCAACCACCCCAAUGUCAUCGAGUACUAUGAGAACUUCCUAGAGGACAAGGCCCUCAUGAUUGCCAUGGAGUAUGCACCAGGUGGCACCUUGGCGGAGUUCAUCCAGAAGCGCUGCAACUCCCUGCUAGAGGAGGAGACCAUCCUUCACUUCUUUGUGCAGAUCCUGCUUGCACUGCAUCAUGUGCACACACACCUCAUCCUGCAUCGGGACCUCAAGACCCAGAACAUCCUUCUUGACAAACACCGCAUGGUUGUCAAGAUCGGCGACUUCGGCAUCUCCAAGAUCCUCAGCAGCAAGAGCAAGGCCUACACGGUGGUGGGUACCCCAUGCUACAUCUCCCCUGAGCUGUGUGAGGGCAAGCCCUACAACCAGAAGAGUGACAUCUGGGCUCUGGGCUGUGUCUUAUAUGAGCUGGCCAGCCUCAAGAGGGCCUUCGAGGCUGCAAACUUGCCAGCCCUGGUGCUGAAGAUCAUGAGCGGCACCUUUGCACCCAUCUCUGACCGGUACAGCCCUGAGCUACGCCAGCUCGUCCUGAGUCUGCUCAGCCUGGAACCUGCACAGCGACCACCCCUCAGCCACAUCAUGGCGCAACCCCUCUGCAUCCGGGCCCUUCUCAACAUCCACACCGAUGUGGGCAGCGUGCGCAUGCGGAGGGCAGAGAAGUCCCUGACCACAGGACCACCUAUGGCCUCUGGCAGCACAGGGAGCAGGACCACCAGUGCCCGAUGCAGGGGUGUCCCCCGGGGACCUAUGAGACCGGCUAUCCCACCACCACUGUCUUCGGUCUACGCUUGGGGUAGUGGCCUUAGCAUCCCCCUGAGGUUGCCAAUGCUCAACACGGAGGUGGUCCAGGUGGCCGCCGGGCGCACGCAGAAGGCUGGCGUUACACGCUCUGGACGCCUCAUCCUGUGGGAGGCCCCACCCCUGGGAGCUGGAGGUGGCACACUCCUUCCGGGAGCGGUGGAGCUGCCUCAGCCCCAGUUCGUCUCUCGUUUCCUGGAGGGCCAGUCAGGUGUGACCAUCAAGCAUGUGGCCUGCGGGGACCUGUUCACUGCUUGCUUGACAGACCGAGGCAUUAUCAUGACGUUCGGCAGCGGCAGUAAUGGGUGCUUAGGUCACGGCAACCUGACUGACAUCAGCCAGCCCACCAUUGUAGAAGCCCUGCUGGGCUACGAGAUGGUACAGGUGGCCUGUGGGGCCUCUCAUGUGCUGGCCCUGUCCACAGAUGGAGAGUUAUUCGCCUGGGGGCGAGGAGAUGGUGGUAGGCUGGGACUAGGUACCAGAGAGUCCCAUAACUGCCCUCAGCAGGUGCCUGUGGCCCCAGGACAGGAAGCUCAGAAAGUGGUCUGUGGUAUUGACUCUUCCAUGAUCCUCACCUCACCAGGCAGGGUCCUGGCCUGUGGAAGUAACAGGUUCAACAAGCUAGGCUUGGACCACCUAUCCCUGGAUGAGGAACCUGUUCCUCAUCAGCAAGUGGAGGAGGCCCUGAGCUUUACACCACUGGGCUCUGCACCUCUGGACCAGGAGCCCCUGUUGUGUGUGGACCUUGGCACUGCUCAUUCAGCUGCUGUGACUGCUUCUGGAGACUGCUAUACUUUUGGCAGCAAUCAACACGGACAAUUGGGUACCAGUUCCCGCCGGGUCAGCAGGGCACCCUGUCGGGUCCGGGGUCUAGAGGGCAUCAAGAUGGUGAUGGUGGCCUGCGGGGAUGCCUUCACCGUAGCCAUUGGAGCAGAGGGGGAAGUGUAUUCUUGGGGCAAAGGAGCCCGAGGUCGCCUGGGAAGGAGGGAUGAGGAUGCUGGCCUCCCUAGGCCAGUACAGCUGGAUGAGACUCAUCCUUACAUGGUGACUUCAGUGUCCUGCUGCCAUGGGAACACUCUUCUGGCUGUUCGAUGUGAGUUUUCUUUUCCUAGCUCACCCACACCACUAGGGUGAACCCGACUCCCCUCUAUUCCCUACUCCAUCUUCCAUAGUUAUAACCCAAAUUACCCAUCCAAAGCAAUCUUCUGCCCCCAGAAAAAUGAGAGCAGAACCUGUGGGAAAUGUGGAGGGGACGUGGUGUGUAGAGCCAGGGCUGCCUCAGUGGCUCUCCACACCUCAUGUGAAUUCUUGCUUCUAAUACUUCCUGGAUCCAGUUGAUAUGAAAACUCCCCUUUCUGGCCCCAGGGCCCAAUGAAAUCAAAGGGAGCUGAUGCUUGCUAUAGGCAUUGCCUCCAGAGAGGCUGCAGUAGCUUCUCUUUCAUACUCUCCAGCAGUCACAGAUGAACCAGUUCCCCCCUGAGGCACCAGAAUAAUCGGAGAGACCACCCCUAAGUGUUCUGAAAAACGCAGAUGCCGGAGGAAUGACUGUCUUCAGCGUCCUGGAUUGUGUUAUCAAUGGGGUAGAAAGGCCAGUUGAAGUCUACUCUGUUUCCCCAAGUCCCUGACCCCAAAUAUCUCCAGGCUCCAGUCUGGCAGGAGUCAAAAGAAGGAUGGCCUUCAAAGCCUUUGCUAAAAGUGCACCUUCCCCCAAAGCCCCCAGCCCAGUUAGAAAGUAAGUCCCUGAGAGUGUCCUCUUGGAGACUGGUGCCAUGCUUUGGAAUAGGGCAAGCCAGGGCUUGUUUGGACUGGCCACUAGGCCAGUCUAAUCUCUGCACAGCUUGCAGCUGAUAGGUUGGAGGGAGUCCCCUUUUCCGUCUUAUCCUGAGGCAAGGGUUUGCACAAGCCCUGAGAGGGCACCCGUCCCCACACACACACCUCCCAGGGAGGGAGUGCUGGAGCUGUGUUUUGUUUGCUGAGGAGAGAUACUGCUGAAGGCUGCCCUCAGCCCAGGCCCUUCCCCGGACCUAGAUUGCUGAGAAAGGUAGCAGCUCAAACCAGAUCAAUUUCUCAAAGGUUUCAAAGUAUCACCAAUAAAAAUAUCAAAUGCC